UUAUGCAAACUUGCCCUGUCAGUGUAAUGUUAUUACAUUAUGGAUUUGGUUAUUAUAUUUGAUGCAUUAAAGUGGCUGAGGUGGAGCUAAUUUUACCUGUUGUAUGUACUGUUGGACAGUUUAAUGUACCGCAGUGCAUCCUAUUUUAUAAACUUCUAAACUUAUAUGUCAAAUAAAUACCCCUCAAAUGUAGUGGAGUAGAAGUAUCAGAAAACUGAUAUACUCAGGAACAAAUGAAUGAACCAGUGAAUGAAUGCCAAACGGGACAGUGCAGCCAGUUAUUAAAAACUACAAUCUAAAUCUUAACACUAAGACACUGCCAGUCAGUGAAUUUCAGAACUAUUUGGUGAUGUUUGAGUGACUGAUUAAGUGGUUUAUCUUGACUUAAUUUAAAAUUUACUGUCAUUCAUAAUAUUCACGAAUCAGUAAUUAAACACUUAACGUCUGGUUUUCACCUUUUUAUUUUCCCUUAAGCAGCUGAGGUUUAAAAAAAAAUUAAACCCAAAACUUGAUGUGGAAAUUUAGGUGCAUUAUGCAUCAUUUAUACGCAAUUCUCCAAAAUUAAAACUGACAUAUUUGAUGCAGUUGGUAACUUUGGGAUUUCCUCUUGAACUUAAAAUAUUUUUGGUUUCAAACAAUGUGUGGUUGCAUGUAAUAAGUUUGUAAUAAAUGAACCACCAGCAAGUUGCUGCUUAUAGAUAUUCAAAAUUCUUCCACUGUGCUCUGCUAUAGUACAUUCUAGCAGAUGAUUUUAUAAGCGAGUAGCUGGAAACUGAACAUGAAAGUCGACAGUGUUCUUGAAAUGUGCAGAGAGAGAGCGAGGGAGGGAGAGGAGGAUUUGAUGGGCGUGUAGUAGGACACACACACAUGUUGACACAUGUACACAGAGGAGGAUUGUGCAGCCAUGCCCCUCUGCGAAGCAGGGCUGCUGCAUAAGAGGGUUAGUGUGUAGCACACACCACACCUCUUGGUCUGUCAAUACGUCUUUGACGUUCGUGGAUUGUUUUACAUCCUCUAUUUACCAAAGUGUGAUACUUACCAUAGAAGAAAUUAUGCAACCAUUUUAUGACGUGGCUCAGUGGACUUUGUCUCUAAUCUUGCUAGUAAUAAGAAAUACACAUUCUCUCCCAUAUUAUUCAACAAAUAACAACUUUGUGCGCUUGAAAUAAGAGAAUAAUGAUUUACAGUAACAGUAUGAAGGAAAUGCAAACUAUAAUAUGGUCAGUCAGAUCUCGGUAAACAAUCAUCUAAAACAGGUAGUGAUGCAGUGGCAGUGGUGUUAGCAGCGGCUAGUUAAUAACCAUCCAAUGCAAACAGUCCACCCGGACAAUUCCCACCCUGCAGUUUUACCUUGUAAAAACCAGAGAAGGUUCUUUAGUUCCUCCUCUCACCAUUUGAAGGGCGUUAUAGCACUGUCAGCUAUUCUACAAGAGACAUUGCUUCAGAAAUGUAGUACGGUCUGCCUCUUUGAAUAUUCUGCCUUUCGCUCAGAAGAAUUUUAAAAAUUUGGAUGAGGUGACGAGGAAAAGUGGAAGUGGCAGCAGUGACAGUUCAGAGAUUAGAUGCUUCAGUCAGAGAACACAGGUCACAGGAGCGAAGAAUGUGGGGUUUUCAGGUCUCCGGUUCACCUGAGUUAUGAGACAGGUAAUAAUUAUCUCAUUACUCUCAACCCAACCUUUCAUGCAGGAUAGGUUAUCACUAACAUUUAGAAAAUGUGCUUUCUUGUUGGUGUUUUGUUAUGGGCUGUUAUAAGACACAAACUGAUUUAGUGAAAAUGACAUCAGACUUCAAGGUUAGUUGGAUCAUUGUGAGCGGACGGCUCAUCCUUAAGUUGUUAAUUCAAAGUCGUUACAAACACUCCCCACUUUGCCUCUUCAUUCCACUGUAAAUCUACUGCUGGAGUACAGACAUCCACUGAGUAAUAAGCUACACUCAGUCAGUAUAAGAAAAUGUGCUCACCGCUCUACUCCCAUGUACCGCCUCCACCCAACCCAGGGCUCUUCCCUGCAAUAGCCACACAAUAUAGAACCUUCGAAUGGUCUGAAUAGAAGGUUUGAGGCUGCUGGCUGAACAUCUUAGAACACUGGAGCAGGAAUCCAAGGCACUUCUCCAGAUCUCCCCAUCUCCCAGCUCUGUCUGUAGCAUAUAAAGGAGGUAAUUGUUGCAGCAAACAGAGACAUUAAUAAGGACUCUGUGAGUUAACUAAGGCCGGCUGGUAAAGGCAGGGCUGUAGAUUGAGCCGGGCAGGUUGGAGUGAGUGUCCAGGUAUGGCGGACAAGACUGGUAAGUGACCGAUGGGACCAAUGACGAUAGGAAUGGCGCUGGGUGUAGGUGUAUUUGAGGCGCUCAAACUUUAGAGAGCUGGCCGAAUGCUACCACUGAAGUGGACUGACAAUCUGGCAAAGAAUGGAGUACAGGACCAGUGUUUAAAUACUGUUGCCUUCAGGUGUAGUUGGAUGAGGUGGCACACAGCACAUGAGCAGGAGAUCUGGCGGAAAGCAGAAACUAGGUUGGCCACGCCCAGGCAGUGACACACACACACACACACAGGAGAAGAGUCAAACAGGGGACAAACAAGAAACACUAGACUCUUCAGGCUCCUGUGACCGACUAAUGUCUUCCUCCACAAUGGUCGUGUCCUUGCCACAGUCCUCGAGGCUGAAGUAUAUGUCUCUGGGAGUGCUGGUCUUGCAGACCACCUCGCUAGUGCUCACCAUGCGCUACUCCCGCACCUUGAAGGAAGAUGGACCCCGCUACCUGGCCUCCUCCGCCGUGGUGUCGGCUGAGGUCCUCAAGAUCCUUGCCUGCACUGUCCUUGUCUUCAUGGAGAAUAAUUUCAGUUUGCGGGCAAUGAACCAGCUGCUGAAGGAGGAGAUUAUGAACAAGCCCGUGGAGACCAUGAAGUUGGCCAUUCCUGCAGGGAUCUACACACUGCAGAACAAUCUGCUCUAUGUGGCCUUAUCCAACCUGGACGCGGCCACCUAUCAGGUCACAUACCAGCUGAAGAUCCUUACCACAGCGCUGUUCUCGGUCUCCAUGCUGGGAAGGAGAUUGGGCCUCUACCAGUGGCUUUCCCUGCUCUUACUCAUGGCUGGAGUCACUCUAGUGCAGUGGCCCACAGAUUCUCGAGGUGACUCUGAGAAGAAGCUUGCGUCUGCAGGCUCCCAGUUUGUGGGACUGAUGGCCGUGCUGAUGGCCUGUGUGUCCAGUGGCUUUGCAGGAGUUUACUUUGAAAAAAUCCUCAAGGAGACUAAACAGAGUGUGUGGGUCCGUAACAUACAGCUAGGUCUGUUCGGCUUUGUGUUUGGCUUCGUGGGAAUGAUGGUGUAUGAUGGCCAGAGGGUGAGACAGUCGGGAAUGUUUCAGGGCUACAGCACUAUUACCUGCACCGUUGUUGUCUUACAGGCUCUGGGUGGGCUGGUCGUAGCAGUCGUCAUUAAAUAUGCAGACAACAUCCUCAAAGGAUUUGCCACUUCUCUGUCCAUCAUCUUGUCCACUCUCAUUUCAUACUUCCUGUUGAAGGACUUUAAUCCCACUGGUAUAUUUUUCUUAGGGGCAGUGCUGGUUAUUGCUGCCACGUUUCUUUACAGCUACGAGCCAAAACCUGCCAGUGACAGCGUCAUCAAGACCGAGACCUCUGUGAACAGUGCUACCUGACAGACGAGGCCAACCAGCAUAGACAGAGCAGGACUCUGUGAACUGUCACUGCGAGUUUAGCAUGUGGAAAUUAAGAACAUGGGAAAAGUGGAGUUGAUCGAACCUGUUACUCCCAGUCAACUGACAACAGUUGAGAAUGAAUGUUCCCCAUCACUCCAGCAGAAAAAUACUGCUUUGCACAAAAGAUGGGGGCCAAUAAUGUGAAAUACAUUUACUGUGUAGAUGUUUUUUUCUAAAGCUUUUUCUCAUAAAACACUAACAGGAAUACUUUGGAGCUAACAUGUUAACACAUACUAUUGUAAAAAAAAAAAAAAAACCACUUUGUCUCUAAAUUAUCUAAUAAAAACGUACUGUAGGUGUAAUUUAAAAGGAGCAAGGUGAAAGCAUGGCCACAUUCAUGUUUGGUAAUUUGUAUUUUAUAGUUCAAUAUUUCAGUGGUGUAAGUUGUGUGUGUUACAGGAUAUGGAUAAUCGGAUGUAUUUACAAAAACAAAAUCGGAUGUUACUGAUGCUGAUAGCGCCUGCCUCAAAGAGAGGAAAAACCCUUGACAGAGCUUCCAUCUAGUGGUGGAAUGAAGAGCAAACUUGCUGCAAAGAGGAGGGGUUACCUCUGUUCAAAGAUGCUGAAUGUCCUUUUUUAUAUGAGAUGAGAUAAGAUGGGAUGUGACUGCUUUGACCUUGCUGCUCGCAGUCUGAGUAUUUAUAUCAAAAGCUCUCAUUCUACUGUUAUUUAAAUGCAAAAUAAAGGUUUUUAUGUAAGAACAAAUGAAUAAAUUAAGGCAUCUUUUAUGCUGAAACAACCA
Molecule: messenger RNA, 4459 nt
Organism: Toxotes jaculatrix (banded archerfish)
Lineage: Eukaryota; Metazoa; Chordata; Actinopteri; Toxotidae
Gene: slc35a3b
Product: solute carrier family 35 member A3b
Exons: 9
Coding region: 2476-3657 (393 amino acids)
Biological process (GO): pyrimidine nucleotide-sugar transmembrane transport
Cellular component (GO): Golgi membrane
Molecular function (GO): UDP-galactose transmembrane transporter activity
Source: RefSeq, a predicted model, not a curated record